Messenger RNA from Seriola dumerili (greater amberjack), 864 nucleotides. It is a transcript of the gene lrrc30a, whose product is annotated as leucine-rich repeat-containing protein 30-like. Lineage: Eukaryota; Metazoa; Chordata; Actinopteri; Carangiformes; Carangidae. Gene Ontology annotation, molecular function: protein binding. Bases 1 to 864 code for a protein of 287 amino acids. The transcript has 7 exons. The record is from RefSeq and is a predicted model, not a curated record.
AUGGGAGGAGCGGUGUGUAAGGAGGAGGCUAAGGAGGAGAAGAGGAGCGCGGGGAGGGAGGACAGUCUGACGUCAGCCGACAGAAUCAGACGAUUCACUGUCAAACAGUUUGGAUACAACGUCCUGAGUCUGGCUCGCCGAGGACUGAAGGAUGUUCCAGAUGAACUCUGGGAGCUGUUGGAGUUGGAGAAACUGAAUCUGUCUCUCAACAGUCUGAAGGUCCUUCCUCCUCAGCUGUCCCUGCUCUCCAACCUGGUGGUCCUCAACCUGUGGGGCAACCAGCUGAGCAGCCUGCCGGCAGAGAUCGGGCAUCUGAGGAGACUCAGAGUUUUAUUUGCCUACAGAAACAGACUGACUGAAGUUCCUGAGGAGCUGGGAGCCUGUACACAACUGGAGGUCCUGAGUUUAGCCAACAACCAGCUGUCCUCACUGCCUGCUUCUCUGUCCAGUCUGACCAGACUGAGGAAACUAAACCUCAGCCACAACCACAUUGCUCACAUCCCGGGCUGCGUCUACAACAUGAAGGCUCUGGUGUUCCUCCACCUGGCCUGUAACCGUCUGGAGAACCUAGCAGAGAACAUCCAGGCACUGGUGGAGCUCCAGAUCCUCAUCGUGGAGGGAAACAGCCUCCACUCGCUUCCCAAGGCUCUCUGCUGCCUCACCAGGUUGGAGUUGCUGAACCUGGACUUUAAUGACAUAAAAGAUGUUCCACAGGAGAUGCACCAGUUGUCCCGUCUGGAGAAGUUAGCGUGUCAUCCUCUGGAUAAAGGACUCCACAUCGUCCACAACCCGCUGCUGAAGCCUGUGAAGGAGGUGCUGGAGGGGGGGCUCACUGCCCUCUUCAACUACCUGAGAGCUGGAUAG